CAAUAGCUCUGAAAAAUCAAAAUGAAAACCCUUAUGCCAUGAAAUCCCCUCGCAAAAACCGCUCACAAUCGUUCUCACUCUCACUCUCAUGUUGUGAAACCACCUCUUGCUCUUCCUCAGUCAUCUCUUGUUUUGCCUCUCCGAUCCCUCGCUCCGCCUCAUCGAUCUCACAAUUCGUAAAUUGAAACCACAAUCGCAUGAUUCCUCGUCUUCGCCACCGUCGCAGGCUCUCAUCGGAAUCUGGAAUGACCUGGAGGAGAUCAGCGGUAGCUUCAAGAACUCUCUAUCGCUUCUCUCGUCCAACAGAGCCGUCACGGGGAUCUCCAAACUCGCCUCUCAGCUGUUGCAACUGAAGCCCGACCACAAACGGCAAGGUGACGGCGACGGCGACGGCGACGCGGUGCCUGUUACGAUAGAGGAGGCUGUUCGUUUCGUCAAGGAAAUUUCCACGCGACCUGAUUGUUGGACUGAAUUCCCCUUGCUAUUCCAUCAUUGUUAUUUCAUAGGCACUCUAUUGCAAGACCUGCUCCCUUAGCAUCACUUUGUUUUAACUCCUUAAGUUGAACUAUUUAAGGAGAAAGUGUGGACAAGAUUUCCACCUGAAGGAUCCAAGUACAUGCCACCGUAUCCAACUAUCCAUCAGCCGAAUUUAAGUGGAAGGAUUACUGUCCAGUAGUUUUUAGAGCUCUUAGGAAGCUAUUCAAGGUGGAUCCAGCUGAUUACAUGUUAUCCAUAUGCGGAAAUGAAGCUCUUUGUGAACUUUGCUCCCCCGGAAAAAGUGGAAGCUUCUUUUACUUGACGAAUGAUGACCGCUACAUGAUUAAGACAAUGAAGAAAGCUGAACUAAAAGCUCUCUUGAGAAUGCUUCCUGCCUACUACACUCAUUUUUGAACUUAUCAAAAUACAAUGGUGACAAAGUAUUAUGGUUUGCAUUAUGUCAAAUUAAGUGGACAUAUCCAAAGGAAGGUUCGAUUUAUCAUAAUAGGAAGCCUUUUCUGUUCUAAAUAUAACACCCAUAGACGCUAUGAUCUUAAGGGAUCUUCACUUGGUCGGACAACCGAUAAGCCUGAGACUGAGCUCAGUGAAACAACUAUCCUUAAGGAUCUUGAUCUAAACUUUAUAUUCCGGCUGCAACCGUCUCAAUUUGAAGAAUUCUGCAGUCAAAUUGAUAGAGACUGUGAGCUUCUAGAACAGGAGGGAAUUAUGGACUAUAGUUUGUUAGUAGGUAUUCAUUUCAGACAUAUAUCACCAGAUGGGGAACUUGUUCCUUGUGGAUCUGAGAAUCUUAUUGGAAAAGCCAAAAAGUCAAGGUUUCUGUUAUUAUUAUUAUUAGCCAAAGAUGGUUCACUAUGAUACACUCCACUAGGCCUUUCCUUUUUAGAGUUUAUCAAGAGAUUGCAAAACAUGUAAGCCUAAUGGUAAUUUGCUUCAAAUCAUUCACUUGUGUUAAUCACUCUUAUCUUCUUAGGCUGCUGCUGCCCUAGAGGGUGUCAGGGAUAUUAGUUUUUUUUUGUGACUAUAUUCAACUUAUUAGUUUAUAUCAACUUGAAUCCAUUCCAUGAUAAUGUAUAUACAAUAACAGAGCUAUAUAUAGCAGAAAACUAGAGUUGAGUACAAUUGUUAGUACCGUUUUAGAAUUAUUAGUACUUGUAUAUAUACUUUAUUAUUUUAUAUCAUUAUAUUUUUUCGUUAUAUGGAUUAUUAUUGUUAUAAAUAGGAAGAUCCUAGUACCACUUGAUCGAUGUCUAAUUUUAAUUGAAGGCUAUGACAUGACUAUGAAUACUAUUUGUUGUUUGUUUGU
Messenger RNA from Arachis duranensis, 1801 nucleotides. RefSeq names its product phosphatidylinositol 4-phosphate 5-kinase 4-like. The record is from RefSeq and is a predicted model, not a curated record. Gene Ontology annotation, molecular function: phosphatidylinositol kinase activity. NCBI's taxonomy places the organism in Eukaryota, Viridiplantae, Streptophyta, Magnoliopsida, Fabales, Fabaceae. The coding region runs from base 907 to 1353 and encodes 148 amino acids. The transcript has 7 exons. Gene Ontology annotation, biological process: phosphatidylinositol metabolic process.